AUGAGCGAAGGAGGGAAGAUAAGCGUGUCCAUCAAGAGCUCCCAGGGCGAGAAGCUGGUGGUGGAGGUGGAUCCGUCGGGCACCGUGCUGGAGUUCAAGCAGGUCUUGCAGGAGAAGACCAACAUCCCUCCAGAGCAGCAAAGGUUGAUCUUUGGAGGCCAUGUCCUCAAGGAUGCCAGAACGGUGGAAAGCUACGCCAUCAAGGAUGGCUUCACCGUGCAUCUCGUUCGAGGCGCGAGCAACAACAUUGCCCAACAGUCCGCCCCGCAGCCCACGCCCGCCGCUCCCUCUGCUACAACAAACCCGUUUGCGGGAAUGGGCGGCCUUGGUGGAAUGGGUGGGAUGGGAGGACUUGGCGGUCUCGGCGGCGGGGGCGAUUUGCAGCAGAUGUACUCCCAGAUGAUGCAGAACCCCCAAAUGGUUCAGCAGAUGAUGCAGAACCCGAUGGUGCAGCAGAUGAUGAACAAUCCCGAGCUUCUGCGAACGAUGAUGAUGAGCAACCCGCAGAUCCGCCAGAUCGUCGAGAACAACCCUGAGGUGGGUCACAUCCUGAACGACCCGGACACCCUUCGCCAGAUCAUGCAGGCGCAGUCCAACCCCGAGAUCAUGCGCGAGCUGCAGCGAACCACCGACCGAGCGAUGAGCAACAUCGAGGCGCACCCCGAGGGCUUCAACGCUCUUCGCAGGCUCUACACCACCAUCCAGGAGCCGCUCUACGAAGCCACCCAGUCGCAGACCCAGCAGGCCGCAGCCUCCACCAAUCCCUUUGCUAGCCUUCUCGGUGGCGGCACCACCGAGCAGCCGACCACGACGCCCAACGCGGCUCCUCUGCCCAAUCCUUGGGCCUCAGGUCUGGCAGGAGGUAUGGGCGGUCUCGGCGGUAUGGGCGGCAUGAGUGGCCUCGGUGGCAUGGGCGGCAUGGGUGGAAUGGGCGGUCUCGGUGGCAUGUCCCCCGAACAAAUGGGUGCCAUCAUGCAGAACCCGAUGGUUCAACAGAUGAUGCAGCAAAUGUUCUCCAACCCCGAGCUCGUUGAACAGAUGAUGAACUCGAACCCGAUGGUCCAGCAGAUGCUUCAAUCCAACCCACAGAUGCGCCAGAUGCUUCAGAACCCGGAAUUCUUGCGGAGGUUCUCCGACCCGCAGACCAUGCAGGCCGUGAUGCAAAUGCAACAGGCCAUGUCUCAGCUGCAGAACACUUUCGGAGGUGCUGCCGGAGGCAUGGGAGGUAUGGGUGGACUGGGCGGCUUGGGAGGUAUGGGCGGCUUGGGCGCGUUCGGCUUCCCGCCUGCCGCGCCCGCCGCAACUCCUGCGACCUCUGAUGCCCCUUCAUCGACGACCCCUGCGACCGACUCUGGCUCCGCACCACCAACCUCCACCACCGGAGGCGCCGCCCCUGCUCCCGCGAGCGGCGACCAGCCUGCGCUGAAUCCGAUGAUGCAGAUGCUGCAGCAAAUGAUGGGCGCCGGCGGCGGAUUCCCAGCAGCAAUGGCCCCGCCUGUCACCAAUCCUCAAGAGGCGUUUAGAGAGCAGUUGCAGCAGCUGAGGGACAUGGGGUUCAUCAACACGGAAGCCAACCUCGCAGCGCUGCAGGCCACCGGCGGCAACGUGAACGCUGCCGUCGAGCGUCUCCUUAACCAGCUUGGUUAA
Molecule: messenger RNA, 1647 nt
Organism: Acanthamoeba castellanii str. Neff
Lineage: Eukaryota; Discosea; Longamoebia; Acanthamoebidae
Product: ubiquitin domain containing protein
Exons: 7
Coding region: 1-1647 (548 amino acids)
Biological process (GO): ubiquitin-dependent protein catabolic process
Cellular component (GO): cytosol
Molecular function (GO): polyubiquitin modification-dependent protein binding
Source: RefSeq, a predicted model, not a curated record